Lymnaea stagnalis (great pond snail) is the source of this 5205-nucleotide messenger RNA. Lineage: Eukaryota; Metazoa; Mollusca; Gastropoda; Lymnaeidae. The record is from the annotation of a GenBank genome assembly.
UGUUGAUCGAUUACGGACAAUAGAGUUUGUUAUCAAAUGUGGGUUAUGGCGUAUCAUUGAUAAUAUCUUGUACAACAACACACAGUCGGCGAUAAACUCUUCUGUCUUAUCCAUUUCACGGGACCAGAUAGCAGGCCGGACUAUUUUAGAACUGCGAUCGGUACGCUGAGUUCGGAUUCUAUAUCCGCACAUUGCGUUUAAACAGCAACCGAGAGCGCAGGAGACAUCCCAGUGUAUUCAACGUUUAGCGUGCCGGUGUUUGGGAGACAUUACGUAAGUGAAGACUAUUUACUAUUUAGAGUGUGGAUCACUUAUUGUGAUCAUUUACGACACUUAAACAACUUUUAUAUAUAUAUAUAUAUAUAUAUAUAUAUUAAAAAUAAGACGUUCAACACUUAAUCCAUCAUUUAGAUCUAGUAGUGUUCAUUCUGAGACAAAAUAAUAGUUUUUUUAAUAGGAAUGUUCAGGGGGGGAGGUGAGGGUAUGAAACAACCAAUUAAAAUGCCUAUGCUGAUAACGGACGAACUAUUUAUCAAACUGAAUUGAAGUGAACUAUUCAAAUACAACAUUCGUCACAAGAGACAGUCAACUCGCGUAACGUAUAAGCGUAAGAUUAUGUAAGAAUUCAAGUUCGAUUGCUGUUGUUUGUUAAAUUUUAAAUUUUGGUCAAUGUUGGCGGAUAAAGCAAAUGUUGCAUCUUCUGUAAUAAUUCGAAUGUCUGUGAGAAAAGCGAGGGAAUGUACAAAAAAAAGAGAUUAAUUGGGAACAAGAGUCACUAAAUCCUAAAUUUCAAAACCUAACGCCGUCUUCGAUUUUGGCUGUGCACUUAAUUUAAGGUUGAUGAAUACGAUAACUAGACAGUGCCAGAUCGGCCUGCUAUCGCCGCAAGUUUGAUCAAAAUUGUGAGCACCUUGAAAAUAUGUUUGAUAAUUUUCAAGUCCAUAACGUGAUAUCGAGCAAAGCCCAUACAACCCCAAGGAGUCUUCAUGGCCCAAAUGUGCACUCAAACAAGUGCGGUUGAGUUUUUUUCUCUUUCAUUUCUUAAAUAUUUACUUAUCAUCAUGUCAGUGGCUAAACUACAAACUCUACCCCGGUGGGGGUUGGGUUGGUUUUUUUUCAUUCGCCGCCCCCUUCAGGUCGAUAAACACAUCCCCCACCCACAACCCCAUGUCUUAAACCCCUUAAAAUAAUUGUAAAAUUAAAGGGUUUUUUUAAAAAACAUUUCACAAAUAGAAUUUUAUUAGUUUGAUCCCACGUUACCACGUACAUAAUUAUUAUUUUUUUUUUUUAAAGGGAUGAUUAUAAAUCAUGAAUUUUAUAGCUCUUAUAUUGAACUCGGGUAAAAAAAAAUAAAAAAAAAGAAGGUUGAAAUAUUUUUGUGUGUAAGGGGCCGGGGGGGGAGGGGUGGCUAUUAUAUUAAUGAAUAAAGAGUCACGGGUAUGAUGUAGGUCUGUCCGUAGGAAUGCCUGUAAACCUAGUGUUUAAGGCCAGAAUGUAGGGUGUAGGACUGUCUGCAGGCGUAUUAGUAUAGAUGGUGACUGGGUGGCCAAAUGGUCUAAACUGAGCAAACCUCAAGUUGGUGGUGUUCAAGUCCAGCCAAAGACCAGUCAAGCAAAAACAUCACCCCGGGUGGAUGAGACUCGUUAACCUUGGUCGGCAACUCAUCUAAGAGUAGGAAACUCUGAAUUCAAAACCGGAGUCGGAGUCCCGUAAGGCGCAAACAAUGAUAAUUCCUGCAACCGAACCCAUCCCUGGUCGUCUUGACGUAGAGUCUUGCCACUGGAUAUUGGUGGGCUCGGACGAGAGAGUGAGGUAGACGCCGCGCAACUCUUCUUCACUUUAAACAAAGUCAUCCGCGCAAGUCAUCAGUCACCAGAUGGUCCUCGUCGAUCCUCGACGGACGAACAAUAAUAAUAAUUAGUAUAGAGUAUAUGUUUAAAGGCCGGCGUAUGGUAUAGAGAGCUUGGACACUUGAGAGCCACCAAUACUCCAAAUUCAAAUUUUAAAUUUGGAUUUACAUGCUUGUUGCACACAGGGGUUACAUUAUUGUGACAACAAAAUUGUGAAACUAAUGAAUAUGAAAUUGAACAGUCUUAUAAAAAUGAUACAGGGUGUAUGAAGCUCAUAGAAGUCUCAUCUAGAGUCUGAGAAAUAGGAAACAUUUACCAAGCGUAAACCAGAGAUAUAUAGAUAUUAAUUAUAUAUAGUUAGUAGUAGUAGUAGUAGUCUUACAUAGCGCGCUACCCCAGCCUAGAGCUGUAUUAUAUUGUAUAUAAAAAUAUUAUCAAACAUAAUCCUGACAUAAAAAGUAGCAUACAUUUAUUUAGUAAAUAACAGCUGUGUAUAAGAAGAAAACUAAAAAGAAAUGUAUGUUCACCAUACAUAACCACCAGCCAAGACUUUUCUACUUCUAAAUAGAAGCAGUUUAAAAAAAAUGUUUUUUAAAUUAAACUUUUUCCCCCUCUUAUUAUUUUCCUUCCGACCCGCCCCUCUUUUCUCCAGGUAGAGCCGCGUCGUUCAUGACAACUUCCGCCAUGUCUUUGUCCGGUGCCCAGAGGGCGUGCCUCGGCGUCCUGACCAUCGGCUACCUUGUGGCAUUAGCCGGAUUCAUUGCACCAUUUUGGAGCGUCAUAGACAUGCACAUACCUGUAAGCUUGAUGAAUACGGGGUUCAGAUGAGGGUAUGCCAUCUACGGGGUAUGAUGAGGGUAUACGGUCUGUGGGGUGUGGUGAGGGUCUUCCAUCUAUGGGGUAUGAUGAGGGUAUACGGUCUGUGGGGUGUGGUGAGGGUCUUCCAUCUAUGGGGUAUGAUGAGGGUAUACGGUCUGUGGGGUGUGGUGAGGGUCUUCCAUCUACGGGGUAUGAUGAGGGUAUACGGUCUGUGGGGUGUGGGAAGGGUCUUCCAUUUAUUGGGUAUGAUGAGGGUACACCAUGAAUGGGAUAUGAUUAGAGUAUAUCACCUAUAGGGUAUAAUGAGGGUAUGACCAAUGCAUUCAUUCAGGUGGCCGCAACAAAGUACGUGAGGAAGAGGCAGGAUGUGUUGCAACUUAUUUCUGGUCCGUUGAGCCAGGUCAGGAUCCUAAAGUAGUUCCUUUUCUGAAUCGAAUACUUACCAGGUUCCUAAACAGCAAACCUCUCGAGGCUUAAAUCUCAUCUUUAGAUUCAUGUAAUUUGAUAAAAACUGAAGGGUUGGGGAUUGCAUGGGAGAGGGGUGGCUGAAAGUAUGAACGCACCUGGGAAGUGUGCGCGAAUGUGAGGGGAAAAGGGGGUGGGGGGGGGACUCUAGUAAGGGCGGAAGAUAAUGUGAUCGGAGUGGGGGAGGGGGAGAUUGCAUCAAGGAUAUCUUAAAAGGGAGUCCUAAUCGACGCCAACACUCAAGUAUGUAGGCCAUUAAGUCAGCUUUUUUUUUUUUAAUUUGAUGGUCUUUGGUAACUUCUCCUUCAUCUCAGUCAAAAGGGCUUGUAAUCAGCAUGCGCUUUUUUUCCUCACCAAAUCUUAAUAUCUUCACCUAGAUUGCGAGCCUGUCUGUCGAGCGCGGUCUGAUCUUCGGCUGCGGCCAAAGUUCCUUGACGACAGACUACAAAUGCGAAGUCGUCUCUUGGACCACAACAGAAACCGGAUUCUGUGCGGCUCGCAUCCUGGCGGCCGUGUCGACUCUCUUCAUCUUGAUCAGCGUCGGCAGCGUCAUCAGCGCCUGUAACUCGAGGAGCCCUUCCGUCAUCCCCGUGGGCGUCCUGUCCCUGCUGGCCGGACUAGCCGGUGUCGGCGCUGUCAUCUCCUACGGGGUGUGGACCAAAAAUGACGAUUUCGACGUUGGGGUAGCCAGCGGCGAACAUGGGUGGGCUUUCUACCUGACCGCGGUGGCCUGUGGGGGGUUGGUGCUGAUGAGCGUGGGGACCAUGUGCGUGCCGAAGGGCAGCGAAUUCAUCCACUCGACCAUGUCUGGCAUUCCCAACCAGUCGUACGCGCUGGACACGCCUUAUAAAUCCUCACAGAACACACAGCAUCGAUACUAAACAGUUUAUUGUAGGUUUUAUAUGAGUGAUAGUACCACAAACGUAUGUGUUUACAUGUCACAACUGUUUGUCUUUGUUAGUUUUUUUUGCAUAAUAUGGAACAUACCAGUAGUCAGUGGAGGAUCGGGGGCCCGGGGCAGCAGUAGGGGGCACCCAUGUGGGUUUGUGCCUAGGGCACCCAUGUGGGUUUGCGCCUAGGGCACCAAGAUGGCUUAAUCCGGCCCUGACUAAACUAAACAAUUUAACAUUGACUGGACACUUAGCUUGGGGGGGGGGGGCUGUUUACAUUGCAUUUUAAUUUAACAUGGUGACCCUUGUUGGCGGUGACGUCCCUAGCUUAUGUGACUUAACAUCUGGCGCCCCUUACCCCCAAAAUUGUAAAUCAUAAAAACAUUAAAGUUUACCUGAUACUUUGUCCAUCCCUGCUGUGGUGGGGGGGGGGGGGGCUCAUUGUUUCUAUUCUAGUCAAGAACACGGGCAUUCCCUUUAAAAAAAGUAAACGACACAUGGAACAGAGCGUUCUGGUCAAGUGAGGGAGAGAGAGAGCAAAAUGUCUAAACUUACUAGACUAUACGCCACUAGUUGAUUAUUUAAUCUUUGAGGCAGAUUUUAUGGAUCAUCAAUGGAGAUGAUUAGGAGUGCAAGGGUUGGAGAGUUUGGAAACGUAUUUUAAAAUAAAAAUCAGCUGCUAGUGCUUUUUUUUUUUUUAAAACAUAUUUAAUCCUUUAUAUUAACUUCGAUUUUGUUCGUGUGUUUCUGGCUGGCCAAUUGACCCACUUCCCGUCAAUCAAUCGAACUGAAACUUGGCACAUAGACAUCGUUGCCGAUGACAACGCAUUCUUACUAAAUUUCAGUCCCACUCCCCACUGCUCGCUACGACAUUUAACAAAGGAUUUACAUGAAAAACUUGUUCUUUUUUUCCAGGGGUUGUUUAACUCUUACAUAAGUCAAUACUCUAUUUAGGUACGUGUUUAAUUCUGUUCCAAUUGAAAAAUCAUCAAUACAUUUUACAUCAAUUACUUCUGUGUGGUUGGGUUGUUUUUAAUUUCUUGGAUGUACUUUGUACUGUAUAUGGAUAGACACAUUACCUUGUUGUAAUACGAAGUCUACAACGCUAGAAGUCGUCCUAUAAAUAUAUCUUGUUCCCAUUGAAGAAUGAUAAGAGUUUUGAUAUUCGAUUGUGAACGAGA